Molecule: messenger RNA, 3857 nt
Organism: Nerophis lumbriciformis (worm pipefish)
Lineage: Eukaryota; Metazoa; Chordata; Actinopteri; Syngnathiformes; Syngnathidae
Gene: tmc5
Product: transmembrane channel like 5
Cellular component (GO): plasma membrane
Molecular function (GO): mechanosensitive monoatomic ion channel activity
Source: RefSeq, a predicted model, not a curated record
ACACACCGGUUUUUUGUCUCUUAGUUUGUUCCGCACGGAUUCCAUGUGAGUGUUUGGUUGUUGUUAUUUAUUUAUUUUUAAUUAUUCACCUGCCUAUUUUUUUUUUUCAUUCCCACACCAAAAUACCAGUACUGAAUCAGAUUAUCGAAAGGAUCAGCAUUAGUUUGAAGACCUCCAUGUCAAGUUACAGCAGCAACGAAGGAGGAUUUUUCAACUCUGCCUACCAUGACACAGAGACUCUGGAAUUGGAUAGAAGGUCUUCCAGAAACCCACAGCAAACUAACCCCUAUGGUCGAAAAGACCAGGCUUGGUAUAAUGACAGGACAGAAACAUAUGACUCCACGGUUGUUCAGAGUGUCAGUGUUGAUGGAAGAGUACCUUGGGCGGGCUGGCAGGAGGAAGGAUGGAGGGGGAGAGAGAGUAUCCCCAUGGAACUACAGUCAAGACGUCCAGAGAGACCUGUAUUGCAGCAGGACUUCAACAGCAGUUCAAUCCAAAGUAACCAUGACUUUCAGCAUGAUCGGUUGCCACCUAUCCAAUUCCCUUCUGCGUCAUCGGGCACCAUGUCAAUGAGAUUUAGGGGAGUUGGAAUGAGGUUAAACAUGUUUCCUAGUGCUGAUCCUGGUCAUAUAGUGUUUACAGAAGAAGCCAUCAUUAACGAAAUGGAAAAAGAAGAACGGAGCCUGGUCAAAGAACUUGUCGCCUUGUCAACACGAGACAGAGUAAAUGCCAUACGGGACCUUCCGAUGAGCUUUAAAGAGAAAAAACACAUCAGGAGUCAAGUUCUUGCAAUAAAGUCUUCCAAGCAAUCUCGGCGGUUCACAUGUUUUGCAGAUUGCUCGGAGACUGCGUCAGUGUCCAUUCGCAGGGCCGGCGACAAUAUCCGGUCAGCUAAACAGGCCUUGGGACUGUGGCAAGGCGUUAUGAAAGAGAUAGGCGGAAAGUUUGGCACCAGCGUACUUUCCUAUUUUCUGUUUCUUAAGUGGUUGCUCAUGGUCAACAUAUUCUCCUUCUUGGUCAACUUUGGAUUCAUCACCAUCCCGCUGCUAGUGUCUGGUCACUCCCCCAACUUACUCUCAAGCUUCAGAGGACUGGAGAUACUAACAGGGGCUGGUUACUUCACCUACACUGUCAUGUACUACGGUGGCUACAGCAACAAAACCCUUGUGGAUCCUGUGGAGUACAACAUGCAGCUGGCCUACUUCUUCACUAUCGCCAUUUAUAUGGUGUUGUGUGGCAUUGCACUCAUCUUUAGCAUGGCAAACUCAUUCCAGGCAAACUACAUGCUUGCGGCGCAGGUGUCAAACAGUGCAUGGCAGCUUUUGUGCAGCUGGAAUUUCAGCAUAGUCAAUGAGAAAGCAGUGAGACGGCGCAAGAACAACCUCAGUGUACAACUAAAGGAGUCAAUGUCAGAGAAGGCCCAAAGGGAGCAGUUAACCCUCAUUGAAAAGAUCAAGCAAAUAGGGAUUCAUCUCGGCUCGUGGCUCUUCUCCACCGGCUUGGCUGUUGGCUGCGGAGCCAGCAUUUAUUACCUAUGCCAAUAUGAACAGCAGAGGACAGUGGAUGUGGCAGACUCAUCGCUGCAACAGGAGGCAGAGACUCUUUUGGUCCCCUUUGUGGUGUCCUUGAUGAACCUGGUGGUCCCAUUCUUCUAUUCCCUCUUCAAUAAGUUUGAGCAUUACUCCAGUAAACGCAAGCAGAUCUACGCCCUGGUGCUCAGGAAUGUUAUACUCAAGAUGUUUAUUCUGGGUGUCUUAUGUUACUACUGGAUGAAUGUGGUGACUCAGACGUUUUUGUGUUGGGAAUCCAUGGUUGGACAGGCCUUAUACCGCCUGGUCAUCUUUGACUUUUUCUUUCUGAUGUUAGGAUCUUUCUUUGGCGAGUUCCUUGCCAAUUGGAUUGGAACAACAUUUUUACCACGGCUCGGUGUUCCCGAGUUUGACGUAGCCAGGAAUGUCCUUGAGCUCAUCUAUGCACAGACUCUGCUCUGGAUUGGAAUUUAUUUCUCUCCGCUGCUGCCUGCCAUCCAAAUUGUCAAGUUUGUCACCUUGUUUUACGUAAAGAAGGUCAGCCUAACCCACAACUGUCAGCCUCCACGUCGAACAGGCAGGGCAGCUCAGAUGCAAACCAUCUUCAUUGCACUCCUUUUCUUCCCUUUCUUUGUCGGAGCCCUGUCCAUGGUUGCAUACACUGCAUGGAGACUGACUCCCUCUAAGCAGUGCGGCCCUUUUCGGGGUCUGAACAACACCUUCAGUGUAGUUGGGAUCUGGAUCGAUGGUCUCGAGCACAUUCCUGGUUCUCAGGUGGCCAUCUGGAUCUAUGAAAAUGUCAUCAGGAGUGAAAUUGUUUACUUCCUCGGCACACUCAUAAUCUUAAUCAUCAUAUAUAUCUUCUGGCAAGUCACUCAGGGCCGCAAGCAGCUUAUUGGUCGACUGAGACAGCAAAUUGUCAAUGAGGGCAAAGACAAGUCAUUUUUGCUGGAAAAACUGCAGAACCUCCAGAAAUGUCAUCCUAGUAAGAAACCCAAACAGAAGAAUCAAAAGAAGAACCCCAAACAUCGAUCGGAUCGCAGUUUUCCGGGCGGUCAAUUCAACUCCAAUGGAAUGGUUCAGGCUUUGAUUCUUCACCAACGUCUUGAAGAAGACGAGGCAGGACGCAGACCCGCUGGAGGCACUGUUCCCUCAGAUAUCUUACAUUCUGACGCUUUGUUGCAGACCGCAAUGGUCCAUCAGAGAGCCCAGGAUCAAAACGGAGCAUUUCACCCAAUGCACCAGCCGUUCUUCACUCCAGACCUGAGUCAAGACGAGGAAAACGAGACAGAUGUCCGCUACAGGGAUGCGGAGUUUCCUGAGAGCCCUCUCAACGGGUCCAUCGCUCUGAUGCAGGCGAGACAAAGAGAAGGAGACGACUCACCGUCUUCGUUCUCCAAUGCUAUGAUGCAAGUCAUGCAGGCAAGACAGAACGCCGAGAGGGAAGAGAGUCUCCAUUGGGGAACCACCGCGGCCCCAGAAAAUGCACCUCCUGCCAGGUCUAGCGCUCUCAUACAAGCAAUGUUGGCCCGGCAACAGGCCCAGAAUGAGUUUGAUGACGGCUACUGAACUGAAAGUUUGCAGGUAAUCAACAGCAAGAAUGAGAAAUGUUAUUAAUCAACGCCUGAAUUUCUACUGGCAUCCAGAUUAAUUAACUAAAUUUGUAUAAACUGCAAACUUUUAUUUGUGAGAGUGCAGGUUCACCUCAGUAUUCACUGUUUCAUUAAAAUAAUAUAUGACAAAUAUAGACUGUAAAUAUAUAAAUAAAUACAGUAUUGUAUCAUUGUAUGGGAAUUGUAUCCGUAUAGUAUACAUUGGUAUUGCAUCCCUACUAAUAGCUUAGUUUUUUUUAAUCGUCCCUAUGCAUAUUCUAAAAACAAAAUUAAAGGACCAAUAGCGUCCUGAUGAGCAACAUUUCACCUAGAAGUUCUCUUUAUGUAUUUUUUGCUCCUGAAAAUGAAUCCGGCAGUCGUUUCCCAUCAAUUGAUGUUUUUGUAACCAGCAGAUAAGUAAGUACCCUUCCAAUCGUCAAACUUGAUAUGCCACACUCUUGGUGUGACGUCAUCAACUGAACUGCAGACAGAAUGGAUAAAGGCAUGUAAAACUGUUAUUUUGAUCACUUAGUUGCAUGUUUGUGUGGCCCUGAUAUGGUUAACAUUAUGAGCAGAGAAGAAAUACAACAUAUUAUUUCUGGACUUUCCAUAGACACCACAGCCUGUGAGUCUCCAUAGUCUUUUUGUUUUUUUUCUCAAGCAUCUUGAGGAAAACAUCAGUAGAAGAGGACACAUAAUAAAAUACUAGAGGUUUACCUCUUUGGUUUUUCCCAGG